Messenger RNA from Humulus lupulus (European hop), 601 nucleotides. RefSeq lists its product as uncharacterized. NCBI's taxonomy places the organism in Eukaryota, Viridiplantae, Streptophyta, Magnoliopsida, Rosales, Cannabaceae. The coding region runs from base 200 to 601 and encodes 133 amino acids. The transcript is spliced from 3 exons. The record is from RefSeq and is a predicted model, not a curated record.
CCAAGGGGCUGUGCUCAGCUCGGACGUCCUCUCUCGGGUGGGUCAGAGCUUUUCAGGCUUUGGCGCCGACCAUUGGGACCUUGUGCACAAGGCCUCGGACUGUAAUACUCUUUAUGAUAAGAGUAUCGAACUUACUGCCGCGGCCCUUGUCGUUUCAGCACAGCUUAACUAUAAGCUGACUAACGAGGUGCACACGAGCAUGUCUCUGGCCCAAAAGUCGAAGGAUCUCCAACUUAAGAUGGCUGACGAACUCAAGGACUCGAAGACCGAACUUGAAAAAGUGAAGACCCGUCUCGUAGAGCUGGAGAAGACGAAAGCCGAGCUUGAACAGGCAAAGACUCGUCUUGCCGAGCUUGAGAAGGCCAAUGCUAAGCUCAAGGAGGAUAAAGCUGCUACCUUCGACAUCAUGGAAAGCGAGAAGGCCCGCCUCCUGGACGAGUUUAAAGAGCAGAAGGAGAAGGCGAUCGACCAGGCCAUGUACAAAAUUUGGGUUGAUAAUGCCGACCUCGACACCAGCUUCCUGGGUCCUCUCGAGGCCAAGUAUGUAGAGCGGUGGAAUGCCCGUCUUGAGGGUCAUUAUCAGGAGCGGAAGCGGAAGUAA